This is a messenger RNA of Mytilinidion resinicola, 459 nucleotides long. RefSeq lists its product as uncharacterized. The record is from RefSeq and is a predicted model, not a curated record. Bases 1 to 459 code for a protein of 152 amino acids. The transcript is spliced from 2 exons. Lineage: Eukaryota; Fungi; Ascomycota; Dothideomycetes; Mytilinidiales; Mytilinidiaceae.
AUGGCAACCUCCGAAAACGUCACCCUCUCCGACCUCCACAGCCCAAAAGAAGCCUCCAUCACCGCCUUCACAACCGUCCUGCCUGCCCUCAAGCAUAAACUCAUCUACAUUCGCCACCAGCACGAUAAGCACGAACCAGAGUACUUCCGCGCCGUCUCCUCCCUCUCCGACAACGACCUCACCUCAUUCACUAUCUCGGACCUCGAAGCGGUCCGCGUCGGCUCCAGCGCCUACGGCCUGCACCUCUUCGGCAAGGUAGGGCUCCCCGCCGCGCCGGGCUCGUACAUCCAUGUGAGGGUGUUCGUGGCCGCCGAGGAAGGAACGGAUGGUGCGAGUGAGGAGGAUCGCGUGGCAAAGCUUCAUUGCAUUCAUACCGAGGAGGUGGUGAAGGAGGAUGGAGACCAUGUGUAUCGUGCGAUCUUCAAGAAGGACGAUCCCUUGGAGUGGUUCGAUACUUAG